AGAGGAGAAGGGGGGAUGUCGUCGACGGAAAAGGGGACUGCUGCCGCCGUCACAUGCCUCGCCGUUGCCGUCGAUUUUGCCUGGAGAAGAUGCGUGGGGAGAAGAGCCGUGGGUCAAGCCAGAGAUCGCCGAGGGGGAGAGGGCUAUUGUCGCAUCUGCUGCAGGCUCGCCAUCGUCGCCAUCAUGGAGCCUCGAGGAGGCCGUCACCGGUGCGAGCUCGCGGAGGGAGAGAGGGAGCCCGCGAAGUCGCUACUGAGCCGCCGUUGAUGUGAGGAACAGAACACGCGAGAAGGGUUCGAGGCUGCGCUGUUAGCUGCUUUUAAAUCCGAGGAAUAGAACCUCUUCUGCUUCUGCUAUCAUGUCAUCGUCUGCCCCUCUGGACGUCGCUGCUUUUGAAUUGAUAUCGUGUCCUAUCACUCGGAUACCACUGCUAUUAAGAGGCAUUGAUGAGGAAGAAGCACAAACCCUCCACGAGUAAUACCACUGCUAUGAAGAGGAUGAUGAGGAAUCCUUAUGAGUAUCACCACAAUCUGGGUAUGAAUUACACACUUAUAACUGACAAUCUCAUUGUGGGAUCCCAAUCACAGAAACCUGAAGACAUCAAUCACCUCAAGAAGGAAGAAGGUGUGACAUACAUUCUGAAUUUGCAGCAAGAUAAGGAUGUAGAAUAUUGGGGAAUAGACUUGAAGUCGAUAAAAAGGAGGUGUCACAAACUCGAUGUUCGAAAUAUGAGGAGGCCGGCAAUAUACUUUGAUCCAAACUUCUUACGAAAUAUUCUACCUAAAGCAGUUUCAUCAUUGGAAUGGGCAAUCUCAGAGGGAAAAGGAAGAGUUUAUGUGCAUUGUACUGUUGGACUUGGAAGAGCACCAGGGGUGACAAUAGCUUAUUUGUUCUAAUUCUAUGACAUGAAUGUGAGUUCUAAACUUCCACCUAUCUUUGAUUCAAGAAAUGAUUAUCAAAUUUGAUAUUGUUAAGUGUAAUGUUAUGGUUGCACUAAUUUUCUAGCUCAUGUUAUGGA
This is a messenger RNA of Arachis ipaensis, 1018 nucleotides long. The record is from RefSeq and is a predicted model, not a curated record. Lineage: Eukaryota; Viridiplantae; Streptophyta; Magnoliopsida; Fabales; Fabaceae.